This is a messenger RNA of Apus apus (common swift), 2029 nucleotides long. Its product is annotated as probable acyl-CoA dehydrogenase 6. The record is from RefSeq and is a predicted model, not a curated record. Lineage: Eukaryota; Metazoa; Chordata; Aves; Apodiformes; Apodidae. Gene Ontology annotation, molecular function: acyl-CoA dehydrogenase activity; flavin adenine dinucleotide binding. The transcript has 9 exons. Bases 74 to 1309 code for a protein of 411 amino acids. Gene Ontology annotation, biological process: fatty acid beta-oxidation using acyl-CoA dehydrogenase.
GUUAAAGCUCGCCGGGCCAGGCCGCGGCCGUCGGCGGAGCGGAGCGGGGCGGAGCGGGCAGGCGGUGUCGGCCAUGGCAUUGCGCGGCUGCCGGCGCUGGGCCAGCCUGGUCUCGGCGCUGCGCGGCGGCAGCUCGGGGCACUGGGACGGCAGGCACCUCGGGGACACGCCGCAGCACCGCGACCUGCGAGCGGCCCUCCGGAAGAUCAUUGACAAGGAGAUUAAUCCCUUUGUGGACAAGUGGGAAGAAGAAGGACAGUUCCCAGCACAUAAAGUAUUUAAAAUCCUGGGACAGGCUGGAUUCCUUGGUGUGGAUAAGCCAACAGAGUAUGGUGGCAUGGGCUUGGACUUCUCCUAUAGCAUUGCAGUGGCAGAAGAGCUGGGAAAUAUCCGCUGUGGAGGUAUCCCCAUGGCUAUUGGAGUGCAGGCUGGCAUGACUACUCCUGCUCUUACAAGAUUUGGUUCUGAUGAGUUAAAGAAACAGUUCCUUGUACCUACUAUAGCUGGAGAUUCUGUGGCUUGCCUGGGAAUCAGUGAAACUGGAGCUGGGUCAGAUGUCGCAAGUAUCAAGACAACAGCUGUGAGAAAAGGUGAUGAAUAUAUCAUAAAUGGUGGUAAGAUGUGGACUACAUCCGGGUGCCAAGCAGACUGGAUGUGCCUGCUGGCAAACACCAGUGAAGGACCUCCCCAUCGAAAUAAAUCUCUCAUAUGUCUGCCAAUGAAUCUACCUGGAAUUCACAUUGCUAAAAAGAUAGACAAACUGGGCAUGAGGUCAUCGGACACAGCUCAGAUCUUUUUCGAAGACGUAAGGGUCCCCUGCAAAAACCUCAUCGGCGAGGAAGGACAGGGUUUUACAUACCAGAUGUUGCAAUUCCAAGAAGAGCGACUGUGGGGAGUAGCCGCUGCCCUGGCACCGCUGGAAACUCUAAUACAAGAAACUGUUGAGUACACUCGCCAGAGAAAAGCGUUUGGCCGUGCCGUCCUGCACAACCAAGCCGUGCACUUCCGCCUGGCUGAGCUGGCCACCGACGUGGAGCUCCUCCGCUCGCUGCUGUACCGCUCCGUUGCUCUCUAUGUGGAAGGCAACGAUGUGACAAAAUAUGCUUCCAUGGCUAAGCUAAAGGCGGGUCGUCUGGCCCGUGAAGUGAGUGAUAGCUGUCUCCAGUUUUGGGGAGGAAUGGGAUUCACCAGCGAGGUUCUGGUGAGCAGGUUUUACAGAGACUUUAGAUUAAUGUCAAUAGGAGGUGGUACGGAUGAAACGAUGCUUUCCAUCAUAUGCAAAUACAUGGAAACACUUCCAAGCAAGUGAUGUUAUCUCCAGUCUUGCUUGAAAUAAAGUAAGCAAGGGCAUGGUUUCUAUUGCACACUGAAGGUAAGAACAAGUACAUGAAAAAUGCUCACCAAGGUCUCUUACCAUUUUCAUUCUACAUGUUCUCCAGUAUAAAAUUUGUCGGUAAGAAACUCUGGUCUCCUGCAAGAGUUACUGCUUUGGAGGGUGUCUAGUGAUCCAGACAAAGCACCCAAAAAACCUGUCAUCUUUAAUCAAGGUAUAUCUACAUUUUAGAGCAUCUAAGCCAACAGUUAAGAAACAUAACUAACUUCCAUAUGGGUAGAGCUAUGAUUUCACUAGUAGCCUAAUCUAAUUGCAGUGUAGCUUUGCUUUCAAGAUUAAAGCACAAAUUAUUCCCUGCAGUAUUAAAAUACUGGAAGUUAUUUUGCUCUCAAUUACAAGCACCUUCUCUGUCUUUCACUUUUAAAAUAAAAAUGAGUUGUGUCAUCUUUGCCAUGUUUACAUUGACUUGUGCUGCUCUGUAAUGGGUGUGGUGGUGGGAAUGGGGGUUGAUUUUUAUCUGUGGAAUUCUGAAAAGAAAUGACUAAUUGUAUCUGAAGCUUUUGGAGGCCUGAUGUUCAGCAGUAAGUUGCCAUGUUUUGUGUGUAAUUAUUAAAUAAAAAUAUUUAGAAUUAACAUGUUAACAUGAAAAUUGUGUGUAAUUAAACUCUUCCUAAAAUAAACACUUAAGCCAGACAA